CCAAUAAUUUAAGAUGGUAAACCUGUGGUUUCCCUCUGUCACGUCCCAAUCUCUUCAUGUCGUUGAGCCCUCGGUCGAUAUUGAAAAUGAAACACAGCCCUUAUGUUGAAUAUAUUCGCGAAACCUGAAUUUCUGAAAGGAAAGAUUUGAAACGGUGAGCGCAUAUUUAAUUCUGUAGAAAGAGUGGAAUAACAUGCUUUGUCUGUUUGACUGAUGUGGACUGAAAACCAGAGGUGUUAUUGUUGACUUUGGACUAAACUUAGACAUGUAAUACAACACUCUUGCUCGCUUCUUGUAAAUCUCGAUCGGUAGCCAAGUUGAAAUUUCUCAUUUGAAAAGAAUUUUUAGCGGAAAACUACGAAAUCCUUUUAAACUUGGCUCGUUAAGAGAAACGCACAAAUAUAUUCUACAACACGACAUCGCGUGAUGUUUAUCACUGAUUAUGUAUAGCUGUAUGUUUUUUCCUCAUUCUAUCGAUGAUGAUGACACACGUGAGACAGAGAAGAGAAUACGUCUUUGUUCAUAAUGAGCAACAGUUUUCAUAAGUUCAUAAUGUAAUAUGGCGCACUUAAUCAGCGUCGUCCCUGGACUGCCAUGGAGAAAAGUCCCUUCAGUCUCUAAGCUGAUCUGCAAUAAUUCGUUCUAGAAUCAAAGCCGAAUUUCGCCUAACGCAGCAUCAUGAGAUCCGAGUCACUUGAGAUACAGCUGACGAAUCGAUGAAAAAUGGCAUCUGAAGUCUACACCAAAGAACAGCUUAACUACCUCAGAAUUUGUCAUAUCGUCACUAAUAUCCUGCCUCGGGAACUAAGAUCCAUUUGUAAACGAGAAUGGGACAAUCGCUACCAACCUACUUUGGGAGAGUGGAAGGAUACACCGAAAAAUGGACUGGAUUUCUACCACAGCGAGUCCCCACGGAGCCGGUCAAAAAAUGCUCCCGCGCUGGCGAAAGUCAUCACCGGUAAUAGGAAAGAGUGGGAUUGUACAACGCUUUUUUUUGCAAUUCUUUAUUCGGAUUCUAUAGGCCGUGGACUUAGUGCAACAGUUCGCUCUAAUGUAGAUGAUCUCAGAGAGAUUCGUAAUAAAGAAUUUGCUCACAUGCCACAAGGUGAGUUGCCAGAUCUCCAGUUCAGGCUUGCUGUUCGCAGAAUUGAGAUUGCAUUUUUGCAACUUCGUCUACCAACCCUGCAAAUUCAAACCAUUUGUAAACAGAAGACUUUUCGGACGGAUGAGGUGAAAAGUCUCUUGGAAAAAGUUCAGUAUCUCCUACAAGACCUUCAAGAAACCCAAAUCAAACUAGAAACAUCUGAAAAACAACGCCAGGUGGUUGAAAAACAACGUCAGGUUCUUGAAGUUCAAUUGAAAAACGAAGCUUCAUCGUUUUCUAUCCUUCCACCCAAACCAUCACACGAAAUCGCAUCACGCGAUGGUGAGGUCGAUAAAAUAACCAGGCAGUUAGAUAAGCUAAGACAAGCGGACGAAAAUAGUUUAAGCUUCCUGUACAUCACUGGUAAUCCUGGAAGUGGUAAGUCUCAGCUGGCUGGUCUAGUGGCUAAGAAGUUUUACGACAGAGAAAUCUCAAAAGGCAGCGUCAUCACGUUUGUAAUGACUUUGAACGCUGAAAACUCACAAACACUCUUGGAAUCGUACGUUUCACUGGCGCGUCAGGUCAAGUGUCCAGAGUACCACAUUACAGACACUCGUAGUUCCCAAGAUACGAAGAUUGACCUAAAGAUCAAGAAUCUCAGAGAUUUGAUUGCAUCAAAAAUGCACCUUUACGCAUCCUGGCUCAUGGUGGUUGACAAUGUGACAUGUGUUUCUGCCAUACACGACCUUCUACCUCAAUUAGGAAGCGAACAGUGGAAUAAAGGGCAAUUGCUCAUCACAACACAGGAUUCCUCGUCUAUUCCUGCUACUUGUUCAUUCAUUUCGCACGUCUCCAUGAUGAAAGGAAUGGAACCAUUGGAUGCAAGGUGUUUUCUGGCAAAUAUCUCCGGCCUAGAGGACCCAAAAACGGGAGAUCAAGUUGCAAAGGUGUUAGAUUACCAACCCCUUGCUCUUGCCAGCGCAGGCACUUAUGUGAAGAAGAUCCGUGAGAGUGUGGCUUCUGACUUUGGCUGGAAGGAGUAUCUAGACAAGCUAGAAAGAGGAAUGCGAGCCCUCACUGAAAAGGAACUGACAAAGACAAAUCCAAGCUAUAGCAAAUCCAUGACUGCAGCAACAAGGCUGGCCGUCGAAAAAGCGAUAGAAAGUGACGGUAUUGUAAAGAAUGCGUUUACUUUUCUUUCCCUCUGUGCUCACCAAGCGUUCCAUCUCGACAUCCUCAAAAAUUAUGUAUUGAAUAUAGAUAAGCAUGUGGAAAAAGAAGAGGCUGCCAUUCAGAUCCAAGGCUACUCACUGCUGUUGCUCGAAGAAAGACAAAAUGGAGUUUUCAUCGGUGUGCACAAAAUUACUCAUGAGGUCAUUAAAUCUGUAUUUUACGAGAGUCAGGAGCAACAUGAAUACCCCCAAUCUGUUCAUGCUGCCUUUAUAGCAUUUAACCAAUACAUAGAUAUUGAGCUAUCAAACACCUGGAACGAGCUGAACUCUAUUGCAGCGAGCAAACAUCUCAUUCCACACUUAAAAGCUUUGGCCACAAAGGUUAAAGACGUUUUUGACACCCGAGAUGAAUCGCGCGUAUUUGGAGUGAAUGUAUCAAAUGCGGUGUUCCAUUUCCAAAGAUUUGGUCAAAUUUGCGAGAAUCACUGCGAACUGUUCGUUGCUAAGUUGUACUAUGACAUUGCUUUGAAACUAGUUGAACAAAGUAGUAAGAGUGGUACAGGAAAAGCUGUCAUUUUGCUUAAUUUAGGCAAUGUACAAUAUCAGAUGGGUAAACUUCAACAGGCGAAUGAGCUUUAUGAACGUGCUCUAGGAAUUCAGUUGAAGAAGCUUGGACCGACGCAUGUAGAUGUCGCAACAACUCACAAUAACUUGGGGAAUGUACGGCGUGCGUUAGGUGACCUGCAACAGGCAAAGGAGUAUCACGAGCGCGCUCUUGACAUUCAAUUGAAAAAGCUGGGACGCGAGCAUGUUGAUGUUGCAGGUACUUACAAUAACUUGGGUAAUGUACAGCGUACAUUAGGUGACCUGCAACCGGCCAAGAAGAGUUAUGAGCAUGCUCUAAACAUUCAGAUGAAGGAGCUUGGACCCGAGCAUGUCAGUGUUGCACGUACUUACAAUAACUUGGGUAAUGUACAGCGUACAUUAGGUGUCCUGCAACAGGCCAAAGAGAAUUAUGAGCGUGCUCUAAACAUUCAGAUGAAAAAGCUUGGAUCCGAUCAUGUUGCCGUCGCAAAUACUUACAACAACUUGGGUAAUGUACAGCGUAAGUUAGGUUUGCCUACAACAAGCCAAGGAGAAUUAUGAGCGUGCUCUAGACAUUCAGUUGAAAAAGCUUGGACCCGAGCAUGUUGAUGUUGCAGGCACUUACAAUAACUUAGGUAAUGUACAG
Stylophora pistillata is the source of this 3487-nucleotide messenger RNA. RefSeq lists its product as uncharacterized. Gene Ontology annotation, molecular function: protein binding. The record is from RefSeq and is a predicted model, not a curated record. NCBI's taxonomy places the organism in Eukaryota, Metazoa, Cnidaria, Anthozoa, Scleractinia, Pocilloporidae.